Molecule: messenger RNA, 930 nt
Organism: Schizophyllum commune H4-8
Lineage: Eukaryota; Fungi; Basidiomycota; Agaricomycetes; Agaricales; Schizophyllaceae
Exons: 9
Coding region: 1-930 (309 amino acids)
Biological process (GO): lipid homeostasis
Cellular component (GO): membrane; endoplasmic reticulum
Source: RefSeq, a predicted model, not a curated record
AUGGCCGCGUCCCCCCACGACCUGGACGCCGCGUACUUCGACCGCGUCCUCGCCACCCUCAACGCGUACCUCGGCCCGAACGGCGCGCUCGCGCGUUCCCUCGCCUCGAAGGGCUCCCUCCGCCUCACGCGCCUCCCUCGCUUCCUUCCCCUCAUUAUAGCGAGUCUCCUGUUCUUCACGUCCAUACAUGUCUUAGUGUCCCCCAUCUGCACUAAAAUUCUCGCUCCGCGGACCUAUCGCAGCUUGCGAGGUCGCCGCGGGCGGAACGCAUGGAAUAUACAUGUUGUAUCAAUGGUGCACGCACUGAUCGUCGUCCCACUCGCCUCGCGGUGUCUGCACUCGCCCUCGCUGGCGGCCAACAGGAUACACGGCUGGGACUAUGAUGCAGCCAUCGCCCAUUCCGUAGCAGUAGGGUACUUCCUCUGGGACACCGCUGACGCGAUCGUCAACUUUGUGGAUCUUGGCUUCGUCGCGCACGGCAUGGCCUGCCUCCUGGUCUACGGCCUCUCGUACCGGCCCUUCGUACUCUAUUAUGGCGUCCGCUGCCUGCUGUGGGAGAUAAGCACGAUAUUCCUGAAUAUCCACUGGUUCCUAGACAAACUGGGGAAGACCGGGUCGACAGCCCAGAAGAUCAACGGGGCCCUCCUUUUGGCCUCCUUCUUCGGCGUGCGCAUACUGUACGGUGGCAUGAUGUCCGCGCAAUUCCUGACCGAGCUAUACACGAUCCGCCGCGACCUGUCGACCACCGUCUGGGUCGUCUAUGGUGGGGGGAACAUCCUUCUUCAGGGGCUUAACUGGUUUUGGUUCUUCAAGAUGAUCCAAGCGCUCCAGAAGCGCUUCAGCGCGGGGGACAGGCUCAUCACUGCAGCUGACGCGCCAGCGAUGGUGAUCCUCCCUGACGGCACGAGCGCGAAGCGGAAGCGUGUCUAG